Molecule: messenger RNA, 1184 nt
Organism: Tigriopus californicus
Lineage: Eukaryota; Metazoa; Arthropoda; Copepoda; Harpacticoida; Harpacticidae
Exons: 4
Coding region: 67-1077 (336 amino acids)
Molecular function (GO): protein binding
Source: RefSeq, a predicted model, not a curated record
CAUAACAAUAACAUUGCAGAGAGAGUCGUGUUGUCGUGUUGUUCAGAAACAUUCUCGCCCUCAAACAUGGAUAUAAUACAAGCCGAGUUAGACGAAUUGCGGCGAAUCUGCCAGAAAUCCGUGCCGGAUUCCACCCUCAUCACGUGCGCUCUGGCUCAAGUUCGAGUUCAAAUCAAGAAAAGCGAUUUUACCUGCGUGACGGCUUGUUUCACAUUCCCCAAGGAUUAUCCUCGUCAUAAUAUCCUCAUCGAGUUGAAGAGCAAGACGUUAUCGGUCAAGUUGUUGGACGGCUUGGUCAAGGUGUCGGAGACGGAAGCCCAGAAACAUCUGGAUCGACCUCAUAUCCUGCCCAUGGUCAAGUUUAUCAACAAGUUCUUGGACGAGAAUCCCUUGUCUUGUUGUGCCGAUGAGAUCUCCGAGGUCAAGGCCAAACUGGACGGGGAAGAGCGGCUCAAGCUCUCGCAGAAAACGGCCUCCAUGAGUCUUUUCCUGAAGCGACGACAGUAUUUCCUCAAACUCAAAUUCGCAGUCCCGCCCAACUAUCCCAUCCAACAAAUUCAAGUGGUGAAUGCAGAUAGCAAUUUCCCACGUGUGUUCAGAGUCUGGUUUGUGGCGCAAGCCCAGGAAGUGGCUCGCCGUUGUGUGGAGCCCCCAUUGAGACCCAAGCCCAAAGCUCCGCCUUUCAAGGUUCGGCCUUCCUUUGGAUCGGCUUGUUCGUUCCUCAUUGAAAGUGUGCACCGAUAUCCCGAUGAGAUCUGUCAGAUCUGUCGCCAGAAAUGCUUCCCCGAGGACCCUGAGCAAGCUAUUCAUGACGAGAAUGCCGCGGCUCAUGUCGAGCGGGUGUACUGUUCCCAUUGCUAUCACCACGAUUGCCUCAUUCUUUACAUGAAAACGCCACCUUUUGAAGGUGGCAAAAAGUGCAUUGCAUGCAAACAGAAAAUCUAUCACGAGAUCUGGAAAGUGACACCAGAAUUGGCCGAAGCUCGGUGGGCUCAUGAGCAAGCUAAGAACCGCGAAUUGGACGAAGUGGUGGAUUUCCUGGCUGACAUGGGCGAUAAUUUAGUCAAACCCUCUUGACCCUCUUCUAACGGAAGUUUUCCCAUUCAAAAUCAAUUUCUAACGAAAGCAAUGGAUUGUGUUUGUAUUAACAAUAAACAUGACAAAACGAUCAUUGUUCACUUUGA